Molecule: messenger RNA, 5486 nt
Organism: Menidia menidia (Atlantic silverside)
Lineage: Eukaryota; Metazoa; Chordata; Actinopteri; Atheriniformes; Atherinopsidae
Source: the annotation of a GenBank genome assembly
CUUAACACCAUGGCUCAGUUUUCAGGGGUUCUGGAACAAAAGCGGGGGAUUUUGACCCUGGCCUCCCCGGCCGAGGUCCAGGCUCUGCCGGAGGGUUCGGUGGAGGUGUGGAUGACCUCGGACAGCAACAUUCUGCAUCUACGUUUGCUUAAAGAGGGGCUUUCAACUGAACUAAUUCGCAGGGAAACGAGUACAGGCGGCGGUCACAAGACGGACGGUGGGUUAUCUUAUGGAGGAACAACCACGGCCCUGCUCCUCCACCACGGACUGAUCCGGCAGACUGUGGAUGACCACGAGCUGGAAGAAUCUUCUCGUGUCUCAUUGAGGGGUGAAGGUAAUGGCACACGGUCAAGGUGGCAGAUGACUCCACAAGAUUUAUACACAAAAAAUCAAAGAAAAAGUCAAGAAUUAAGUCAGGGAACGGCGAACGAUAAACAUUUCCUCAAUCAAAAGGUCUUUUCUGUACCCGCAUCUCUCCACCAAACCACUGUCAGACUCGGGGACGGAAUGGCAGAAAGGCCAAGUGGUGCAAUGCCAUCGCAGGGCCCUGUAAGUGAUAGUGAAAGGGUGAAUAAUAAGGGGAAUUCUGAGAAUGAGAAGGAGUGGUUAGGGCAGGUUGAGGAAAAGGCAAAAACGAGAGCUGUUCCUCCAUCGCAGCGCUGGGACAGCAGACGGGGGAAGUUGCCUCUGGUUCCCCGGGUGGCUGCGGGAGGCUCAGCGGGGGACAACAUGGUGACGCUCCGGGCAGCGCAGCGGUCUGUUCUGGAUAUGGAAGAGGAAAUGGAGCUGGCAGCCGCUUGCAGGACACUUUACACUCAGAUUGGCACAUCUGAGGGCAUAGAGUCAGAGGUCAUGGACACAAGCUUCACACACACAGCACGGGCGGACCGUAAUGGCGCAGAGGGGCUUUAUUUCUCCACGCUGGACACCUCUACCAUGACCAAAAUGAACCUGGAUGGUUUGGGAUUGUUGGGAGCAGCAGGAAACGGCUGUGUUCAGAUGCUGGAGGAGCACCAGAAUGGCAGGACCACUGAUACACCAGCAGACCUGCUCAGUUCUCCAGCAGACACACGGCGCGGGCCGCUCUCUGAGCCCUUAGAAAACGACUUCACGCAUUUCAAUUUAUUAAACGGAUGUACCGGUAACACUGAAGAUGUCUGCAGGGAAGCAUGGCGGAGAGCCGCGUCCGGCGAAGACACACUCCCACAAGUCUUUGAUUCACCCCUUGAUGCCAAAAUGCAAGAGGUGGAACAAGACCCUUUUCCCUUUGACUUUAAUCUACCAGAGGAUCUAUCGGAAUACUUGGACGAUGAUUUCAUCGAUCCAACUGUUCUCCUUGAUUGUUUUGGGUUAAAUUCUACAGAAGAACCAAAGGCCCAAAGUGAUGUUUCCAUGGCAAUAGAGGCCCCGUGUCUGAUCAAUUGCCAUAAACAACUGAUGGGCCCAACGAAAAAAAGAAAUCAAAGGCAGAGAGAUCCUCAGUCUCAGCGGUGUGCAGAUAAAAACACCAGAGCAAAGAGGCAGAGAACAACAGGGACUGACCCAGGAUUAGGGCCAGCUCCAACACAAACUACGCAAGGCUUCUCCACGACUCCACCGAGAAUCCUACAUGUUUUCCCGUCCCAGGCAGCUUCUCCCAUUCCCAUACAGUUCAUCACCAUCCCAGACUCCUCAGGGUACCAGGUGGUGCAGCUGCCUUCUCCUCCACCUUUUAUUAGGCUUCCACUAGCCAACACUGCUGCUUCGCCCACAUACAUAAUAGUUCCUGCUGCCUCACCACCCCGCAAACAACAAGUUCCCCCACUCUCCCCAGUGGACGGUGCAGUAGCACCAGUCCUGAUGAGUUCCUCCCCACCGGGUUCUCUAUCGGACACGGCCAGUAAAGCCAUGUGUCCCCCUUGUGCUUCACCUCUUUCCCCCAGUAAUGAGAUGUCCCUGUGGAAGGAUCCACCUCAGUCUCCUGCUGUACUCGAUAUUCCACAGGGUGUGAAGGACUACAUUCAGGAAGCCAAAGAACACAUGUGCCGAACCUGUCGGGACAUGGAGGCUGGACUGAGCCUGACCUCUCAUUACGUAGAUGUUCGAGUAAGCCAGAGAGAGAUCGUUCGCUCAGGGAAAAAUCCCAACAAAUGUCUUGAGAAGGAACUGGUCAUAACUGGAGAUAUGGACCGGCAAAAAAGCUCACUUGCACACAGUCAAAUCUUUGAAAGGACAAAUGAGAACAAGUCCAAACGCUAUAUUUUGCUUCUUGGCAACGCCGGCAUGGGGAAAACAACUCUGAUAAAGAAGCUGUGUUUCGACUGGUCAAAAAACUGCCUUCCUCAGUUUGACUUUGUCUUUCUGUUAGAUGGCAAAGGACUCAUGCUAACCGAGCCUGUCUUUAGCCUUCAGACGCUCCUCCUUGGCUUCUCCUCUAUUGCCCCCUCCUGCAGGGACCCUGAGGCAGUAUACAGUCAAAUCCUUGCUGCUCCCAAACGCGUUCUCAUCAUUUUUGAUGGGUUUGACGAGAUGCGGGACUAUGAAACUCUUCUACAAGCCCAGGAAAAAGACUUGAUGGCAUCAUUGCAGAAGGACAACAAGGCACAGAGCUACACCGUAAAGCAGCUGUACUCUGCCAUCCUCCAGAGAGUUCUCCUUCCAGGUAGCACUCUUCUGCUCACCGGCCGGCCGAGGGGCCCCGCUAACCAGAUACUGCGGCGUGUAGACAGUGUCCUGGAGGUGUGUGGCUUCACCCCACUAAACGUGGAGACAUACUUGUCCCAGUACUUCUCGGACCCUGCGCUCAGAGCAUCUGCUCUGGACUGCCUACGCAGCAGCAGCUACAUACGUCUCCUCUGCUGGAACCCGGGACUGUGUCGGUUGGUUUGUACGGUCCUGGAGGAGUCCAGAGAUCCUGAGGACCUACCGCAAACUUUGACCGGGCUCUGUCACCGUGUUCUCUGUCUGAAAAUGGAAAAAAAACGAGGGUCACACAGCGAAGAACAGAUGCAAGGCCCUCACCAAUCAGUGCAAGAAAUGGACAUUUCAGACCUCUCUCAAGUUAGGGGGACUCACAUAAAUGACCAGACGACGUCCAGGCCAAACAGGUGCGCUUCAUCUCGCAACCAAAGAGAAAGCAGGGCGAAGGAGAAACCUGGAGACAAAGAGGAUGAGGAGAACGUUGGCGAGGGAGUGGAGACUGCAGAGAGCAAAGAGCUGCUGGCACGGCUGGGCUCUUUAGCCUGGGAGGGAGUCAAAGCCAACUCCUCCAUCCUUCCAUCAGGACGGGGGAGAUCUUCCAAACUAGACGCUUUUGCUGUCAGAACAGGCCUCCUCCAUUCUCAGAACCUGAGGACUAGGCCUCUGGUGCCUAAAGAUGAGUGGGAGGGUGGAGGGAGAGAAGACAACAAUAAGGCAGACGGAGAGGAAAGGGAGCUCAACGAUAUCACCAGAGACACAGAAAUCGUUGUCAACUGCGGCAAACAAAUCCUGCUCUGGGCCAAUCCUUUUCUUCAGAGUUACAUGGCUGCGCUCCAUUUGUCAUUUUCAAGAACUAUGUCGGAGCGCUCCUUUCUCCAGACCCUGCCUUUCCAGACAGGAGCAAAAGGCCGCCGGCGACCUCAGAGGGAGGAGCUUGAACUCACUCAGCGAUUUACAGUCGGUCUCUUGUUCCACAAGAGGACAGAGCUGCAGAGGCUGUGUUCACUCACAGAGACAGCGUUCAGAGAUAUGGUGACGAACAAGCAGGCGUUAGUAACAAAACACCUGGGGAGUCUGUCCUACAGGGACCUGAGCUCCGCACAGGUCCUGGAAGCCUGCCACUGUGUCCACGAGGCGAGUUUUACACACGAGGAGAUAGGCGUGGACUCUGGCAGCGCACGGCUGCUGACCCAUCUGGCAGCUAAUCUUCCAGAAUCCCUGACAUUUCACGGGGUCCCGCUCAGCCCCCCAGAUGUGUUCACCGUGCAGACUGCUCUCAGGCGGGCGGGAGCCGAGGGUAGACGUUUCUGUUUGGACCUGGAAGACUCUGGGGUACAGAUCUGUGGACUGAGGGCUCUGGUGGGCCUCGACAACAUCAAAACAUACAGGGCCUGCAUUGCUGAUGUCAUCGGUUUGUGGGAGCAGCUGGAGGUGAGAGAUGAAGACGAGCUCCUCCAAGCAGCGGUGUCCAAAUUCAAGAUCCACCCAUUGAAAGCCACGCAGGUGUGUCAUGUCGAGCACUUGGAAAAGCUGGUGAACAUCCAUUUGCACAAGAGGUGUCUGGACGGCUCUGGACGAUCAAAUUAUAUCCUGGCCGACGGGGUACCGGCGGUCAAAGAGUUGCACAAGCUGGAAUUUGAGCUCGGUCCAGAAAAUGGUCCCUUGGCUCUCCCUAAGCUAUGGGAUAUCCUGCCCGGGCUGCAAAAUCUACAGCACUUGGAUCUAGAGAAAAGUAAGAUUGGGGACAAAGGAGCAGAGAAACUGGCGACUGCAGUAGCAUUUCUUCACUCUCUGGAGAUACUGAAUCUGUCACAAAAUUGUAUCGGAGACCAGGGAGUAACAAAGUUGUCCCUUACGUUAAAGGACCUGCCCAGACUUCACUGUUUAAGUCUUUACAGCAAUGUGAUUUCUGACGAAGGGGCAGAGAGUUUAGCAGCCGUCCUCCCACACAUGCCUUCUCUCUCAGACCUUGAUGUGAAGUACAACAAACUGACAGAUGUUGGCGCACACAGCUUGGGAGCCAGUUUGAAAAACUGCAAUAAAAUGAAAACUUUGCGGAUGUGGAAUCAAUGUAUUCCAUAUGGAGUUUUUGAGCGACUUCAGCAGCAGGACAGCCGCAUCCUUUGGCAUUAAAUGAUCACAGCUGCUACUCUUUACUAUCAGGCCAUCAUAUUUCUGAUAAAUGAACACUACUCAAUUAGUUUCCUGCAGAAUGUGUGCUCUUAAGAGCACGCAACAUCAACAAAUAUGAAGCAUAUAGAAGAGCCUCCACUACAGUAAUCGAAUCUCUGCUAUACCCAUCAGGUGAAUUAAUGAAAUCCAAGUGUACUUGAACACAGCACUGCCUGUGUGUAAUGCUCUGAGCAAACUCAACAAGCAACUUUGCACUACUAUGUUUGAUGAUGUUUUAAUUGUACCAUAUUUUUGUACAGGUUACAUAAAAGGUCAUUUGUUUCUUCUUUUUAUUUUUAUCCGACUAUCCAAAUUAUUUUUCUUAGCUAUUUGUUUAGCUGUAAAUCAUAGGCUGCUUAUUUAUGAUAAAUGGGGUGUCUGAUGUUGCCAACAAGACUUCUAUGUUCUUUUUUUCUACAAUUACUUUGGGUUAUUUUAAACUCAACCAUUUCACUUCCUUUGCUGCAUGUUUCUGUUCUCCAUUUUCAUGGCCGCUGCAUUCCACAGUGUUUGUCUGUCUGCCAUGCUGCAUAAUAAAGAUGUCCUCUUCCUGUAAGGUGCUGAGGAGUCGAUUUGUCACCAUUUAUUUUCAACAUUAUGUAGGUUUGUGUCAUGUACACAAAUUCAAUGUCUGU